Messenger RNA from Desarmillaria tabescens, 1752 nucleotides. RefSeq lists its product as uncharacterized. The record is from RefSeq and is a predicted model, not a curated record. NCBI's taxonomy places the organism in Eukaryota, Fungi, Basidiomycota, Agaricomycetes, Agaricales, Physalacriaceae. The coding region runs from base 1 to 1752 and encodes 583 amino acids. The transcript is spliced from 7 exons.
AUGCAGAAGCUUGCCCAAGAGACGAGAGAGGCUAUCGCGUCCUAUGUCUCUACAAAGCCAGAUUUGUCAUCUUUGUGCAUGACGAAUCAUGCCUUUGCCAAUGCAUGUCGACGAGUUCGUUACGCUACCAUCCACCUUUCCGAAGCGCCUCCCUUUCCUCCAUUGUUCUGUGCGGGUGACAUCAAAGGAUAUAGCCACCGGUGUCUGGGGACCGUGGUAGCCGUCAGUCGUGCAAUACGUUGUGAUUUCCCUGAAGUCGGCAAAAACAUUCGCAGGAUUGUCUUCUUCACCGAAUAUCUCAAGACAAUAGAUGUAGAUGCUUUAAUCCAGCUAAUAGAAACAGCACCAUCUGUGAUGGAAUUUGUGUUUGUGGGCACCGACCUUGGCUUUUUCAUGGGCUCACUCAGAUUGCUGCUAUCGUCCAUGAAGAUGCUGUUAACAUUGAGGUUUAAAGGUUGUUCCAUUUCCACCCAGACGCUAAAUGCGAUAGUACAAGCAUCGCUGCGUUUGACCACCUGCGACUUCGGGUGUACCAACGACUACAAUAUCACCAUGGACGAUGUGACGGUGGAUACCCACAUCGCUUUGGUGCAAGGAGAUCUGGCUCUAGGGCUCUUACAACGAUCCCUCAGGACGCUGCCAUUGCCUUCACUUGAAUUCAUUCAACUGCGCAUUCUAAACAUGCCUAAAUCGUGGUGUCCUGGACAGUGGGUUGGAAAGUCUCCCGACUACCUUUCGAUGCUGGAUAGCAUCCUGUGUGACAUUGUCCACCCCAGAUCCUUUCGAGGUAUGGUCGUCUGCGUAACGUUUUACACGGUUGUUACCGAGAGCUUCCGAGAGAAGAGAGAAGCACACACGUGCUCAAACCCUUCGCUGCUAAUUCUGCCUGUUAUCUUUCUUGGUGACAAUACACUCAUGGAUAAGCUCUCCCAAGAAAUCAUCGACCAUAUUGUCCAUUUCCUGACAUCGAAGCCAGACUUAGACAACUGCUCUCUCGUUCACCGAUGCUUCCUCUCUGAAUGUUGCCGCAUUAAAUUCCGUACCAUCUCCGUUAACGAGACCAUCCCGUGUCCUACCGGAUAUGUAUGGAUUUUGGAAACCACACGUUGGACAGCUAAAGAAGCGGCGGAUAACCUUCAACGGUAUUAUCCAGAUAUCCAUCGUUACGUCAGGGUGGUGCGUUUUUGUGGAGGGUCGGUCAAGAAAGAGGAUGUUGCAGGGCUGAUGGAGCUGUUCGUCCAGCUACCCCUUGCGACAUCCUUCAUUCUUGAAGGCUUUAGUGGAGACAGUGUUACUUUACCACAGUUGUCGGAACCCCUUCGGAAAAUUGAGUCGCUAACAUUCAGUCGAGGCAUUGUUUUCGCCGAUGAUCUCAAUAACCUACUGCCAGUCGAUGUCACAGCAGACGACAUAUCUCCGGAGACCCAUGUAACUUUGGCAUGUCUCAGGUCACUCGAUCUUUCUAUGCCAGAAGUAGAAGAUGAUUCCGUGCAGGAGAACUACGAAUGGUUGCACUCGAUAUGGUUACCCACAAUAUCUGAACUACGCAUACAUUCCUAUUGUGAAUGGUGGUGCGAAAGGGCAAAUUUCCUCAUGGAUGGACUCGGGCCCGACUCUGUCCAUUGUCACAGGCGACAACGGUCUCAAAAUGCUGUCGCAUUCCUUACGCAGCAUUCCGAGGCCUACACUACGCAAUAUCAACUUAAACCUCAUACACUUUCCAUGUCGUUGGAACCCGGAAUCCCUAGCUGA